AUGUGUUGGGGCCAAGUGAGCUGUCCUUUGAGUGGGUGCUCAAAUGAACUCAUCUGGAUGAAUGGAUCCCAUGCCAUCUUUCAGAGGUACAGGCAUUAUAAGCUAAAGGGGAAACUUCUGGAAGAGAAUGUGUCUUUGACCAUAGAGAAUGCAAAUGAGAUUGACAAUGGUCUGUAUUGUUGCUGUGUUGAGUACAGGGGUUGGUUUAAUGAUAAGAAACUCACACUAUCAUUGGAGAUUAAACCAGCCAUGGUUACCAGUGUUCCAACAUCACCUGAGGUCUCUACCUCUGCUCCUCCAACACCAGCAACCACACAGAGCCACAGAGCAGCUACUUCACCUUCCCCAAAGCAGCCAGCAACAACCCAUUUUAAGAUACCUCAGGAAAUGAGAAGGAUGCAACCCACAAGUUCACUAGGCCACCAUGACACAUCCGCUACUUCACCUUUCCUAAAGCAACUAGCAACAACCCAUUUUAAGAUACCCCAGGAAAUGAGAAGGACACAACCUACCAGCUCACCAGGCCACCAUGACACAUCAGCUACUUCACCUUUCCUAAAGCAGCCAGCAACAACCCAUUUUAAGAUACCCCAGGAAAUGAGAAGGAUGCAACCCACCAGCUCACCAGGCCACCAUGACACAUCAGAUGGGAAUGGUACUGUGACACAGUAUUUAGAUGGCCUUUGGCAUGGAAAUCAAACUGGGGUGUCCCUAGUACAAGAGCCAUGGAUGACCACCACAAAUGGAGUCUACAUUGGCAUUGGUAUUUUUGCUGCAGUGCUUCUCAGUCUUCUAGUUGUCAUGAUUAUUAAGUGGUUUCAUUCAAUGGCUCUCACAUUAGAGCUUUAUGAAGAGCAGCUGAAAACUGUGUCAAAGCAGAAGACAAUAUCUACAUUAUUGAGGACAAUCUCUACCUCAUGGACUAAGAUCCAGCAGCCCACUAGGGCUUUAUUGUGA
Choloepus didactylus (southern two-toed sloth) is the source of this 957-nucleotide messenger RNA. RefSeq names its product hepatitis A virus cellular receptor 1-like. The transcript is spliced from 2 exons. Gene Ontology annotation, biological process: positive regulation of mast cell activation; phagocytosis, engulfment. The coding region runs from base 1 to 957 and encodes 318 amino acids. Gene Ontology annotation, molecular function: phosphatidylserine binding; virus receptor activity. The record is from RefSeq and is a predicted model, not a curated record. Lineage: Eukaryota; Metazoa; Chordata; Mammalia; Pilosa; Megalonychidae. Gene Ontology annotation, cellular component: cell surface.